This is a messenger RNA of Oreochromis aureus, 3982 nucleotides long. Its product is annotated as peroxiredoxin-6. Bases 138 to 812 code for a protein of 224 amino acids. Gene Ontology annotation, molecular function: peroxiredoxin activity. The transcript is spliced from 6 exons. Gene Ontology annotation, biological process: cellular oxidant detoxification; cell redox homeostasis. Lineage: Eukaryota; Metazoa; Chordata; Actinopteri; Cichliformes; Cichlidae. Gene Ontology annotation, cellular component: mitochondrion; cytosol. The record is from RefSeq and is a predicted model, not a curated record.
UUCCGGUUUGCGCUCCAGAGGCAAAGUAAGAACAGCUGGAGCUCCGGCGACGGACUUGGUAUUCAAACGUUGCCCGGCUUCCACACGCAGCUCCACGAGCUACUGCACACCGGACUAAACACUUCCACGGCCACAGCAUGCCGGGGCUGCUGCUCGGAGACGUGUUUCCUGAUUUCGAGGCAGAGACCACCACUGGCACAAUUAAACUCCACGAAUUUCUUGGUGAUUCAUGGGGAAUCCUGUUCUCCCACCCCAGAGACUACACUCCUGUGUGCACCACAGAGCUGGGCCGAGCUGCCAGACUCAGCUGUGAGUUCAGUAAACGCAACGUUAAAUUGAUCGCCCUAUCAGUGGACUUCCUGGAGGAUCACCACGGCUGGGCCAAGGACAUCGUGGCCUACAACUGUGAGGAGUCUGCCUGCUGCUCGCUGCCCUUUCCCAUCAUAGCGGACAGCAAUCGGGAGCUGGCAGUCGCCCUGGGCAUGCUGGACCCAGAUGAGAAGGACAAAGAUGGCAUGCCCCUUACUGCCCGCUGUGUGUUUAUUAUUGGUCCUGACAAGAAGUUAAAGCUGUCCCUGCUUUACCCAGCCACCACAGGACGCAAUUUUGAUGAGAUCUUGAGAGUGGUGGACUCGCUCCAGCUCACAGCAGGGAAGCGAGUAGCCACACCUGCCGACUGGAAGCCUGGAAACUGCGUGAUGGUUCCCCCGAGUAUGUCUGAAGAAGAGGCCGCCUCUUUGUUCCCAGCUGGCGUCUACACCAAAGACCUCCCCUCUGGCAAGAAGUACCUGCGCUACACACCCCAGCCAUAAGCACAGGCAGAAAGGAUGCUGAUAUUCAACGCUUGCAUCUGUUACGUGGACUGCAUUGUCCAUUGCAUGGACAGCUACUCUCACCUGGUUGAUAGACAUCCCAGCUGUGAAUCAGUCCCAGUCAACGUGGAUGGAAUGAAUACCAGUGCCUUAUGAUAUAGGAUUGUUCUAACUGAGACAAGCUACCUACUUUUCUAAGAAGACAGAUGGAAAGGAGCUGUCAUGGGGAAAUAGAUUACUAUUUGAAUAAAAGUUUUUUUGUUUUUUUUAAAUCUACCGUGUGGCAGAAUAAGUCUCUCUUUUUUUUUUUUUUAGCAGAAAUACUGUUGGCAUGACAUUUUCAUUUACAGGAUCAAAAGUAAGAUGUUUAUGAUGCUAUUUAAGCCAUAAGCUGUAUAUCAUAAAUACAUAUAGGAAUAUGACCUCACAAAUAGGUUUAUUAAUAUCCAUACCCAUAAGCUACUCCCGUAUUGAUGCCUGGAUGUUGUCAUACCAUCUGAGGAGUUUUGCACUAAAUCAAGAGCUAGCUAGUUUGGUUAGCAAGGUUCAUCUAUAAUCAGCUGUGAUAUUAAUAAGAGAAAAUGCACAGCUGACUCUUUAGAAGGUCUCCACAACCCUGUACAUAAAAGAUGGACGUAGCCAACAUGACACCACUGGUUUCUGUUGUCCUCAUUUUCCAGCUUGGUGUUAGUUUAGCAUUAGCACUUAGCUUGGUUAGAAAGUUGCAUACAUAAACUUCAGGUGUGCAACAUACAAACAUUAAUAGCUCUGCUUAGUGUUAAGUAACUGUUACUGCUGUAACAAAUGACCGUUACAGACAUGAAAAAUGAUGAAAUAAAUGAAUACAAUAUCACAAAAAAUAGAAAGAUUUGAAAAAUGUUUCAAAGGGGAGUUCAAUUACAAGCUGAAGCAGAUGUUAGAGAAAGCAUUCAUCUGCAUGCCUAGUAAGGGGUGGUCAGGAUCCAUUCAUCAUCCACUGUUAUCUUGGUGACCUCUUUCUCAGAUGAUGGAGGGAUCCAAACAGUGUGCUGAUUCAAACUAGACUCAAAAUAGCAACAGCAAUGACGAAUUCCCUUGGCCAGUAAUAUGGAUGCAUUCCAGCAGCUGGCAGUUUAAUAUUCAGGCUGCAGAAACAUUUCUUUGCAGUCUGGGAUUACACCACCACAAAUACAAAAAGAUUUCUCAUUACUGCUCAGAUUAACAUCCACGCCUGCUGAAUAGUUCUGAAGCCAGGUACAUUCACUCUAUGGUCUGGAAAAUGUGAGUGUGGCGACAUCUCACUGCAACGCUCCAUGAAACACAUCAGUCAACACUCAUGUGUUCCCUCAGAGCCUUAAUCAGUUCACCAAGCUCAUCCAUCCAUGUAAUCUAGGGUUGAGGGGAGGCUGAAAACAAAUUUCUUGGGUGGUCUGUACCACACAACGGGCCAUACUGCAAUACUGAAAGGGCCGGUUCAGUGAUUCAUAUUAUCUGAGGUCUCUUCAUAGAGACUAAAACUGAUAUCAGGCAGUAAACAUCCCUUUUAAUGCUGUAAAAUGUGGCAUUUCAACAAGUGUCUAUGGGACUGAGCUGCUUGCGGCGCCAGACUCAACUGGCCAAUCCAGGACCUGCAGGUUUAAAUCUACUGUAUACAUCUGUGGACCUUUUAGGUUUUUGAGGUGAUACUUUGAGAAGAGGCGCAACUUGUAACAAAAUUUAAGUUAUAUAAUUCCCCACUCUUCUCUUUACAGCUGUCAAGUUGAGCAUGACAAGCUUAAAUCAGUAAACACGAUUAAAUUUGGCAAUAAUGUUUACAGUGUGUAAUACUGGUCUAAUAUUAAACUGCUGACAGUGAUGAUGCAAAACUUUUGCAAGGACAAAUUAACCGAUUUCACUGGAUUUGUUACCUUGACCAAGUUUUUUUGGUCAUACAACAUGUUUUUGGUAGCAAAAACAUGUUGUAUCAUGUUUUUGGUAGCAUUUCUGUGCAUGCGUGUCAUUCUGUGUGUAAACAUGAUAGCUCGUAAAGUUUUUAAUGAAUUUGAAUGAAUGCAAACUUUGUAGUGGUGUAGAGUCGGGUAAUGUUAACAAUCUUAUAUCCACCAAGGUCUUUAAGGUCAAUUUAAUGAUUUAUUUGCCAAAAAUUGACAAAAAGCCUCAUAAGUUAGAAACUAUAAUUCUUACAAGUAUGGUGUGUAUUGUUAACAUAUAGAAAGUACCUUAUAUAAAGAUUUAAAAUAUCAUGUUACAUUUGACCUCUAACCUCCUUCAAGGUCAAUAGAUUCAUCUCAAGGUCACCGUGAUAAUAAAGCUUUUGAAAACAUUGUUUCUUACUGCCAUUGUUUGUAUUGACAACAUAAAAGAAUAUAGGGAAUGAUGUAUGUAUAUACAAAAUUGUAUGUAUAUGCUACUGCCUACAUCCAUACUGCCCAAAGAGUGAGCUGAGGUUUGCUUCUUGUUGGAUCUGUAAUGACAUCACGGUGUGAGCGGUGGUAGGAUGGAGCUACUAGGCUGGCGUUCCAGCUCUAACGCCUUCACCCUAAGAUGCAUCGCUUCCACUUCCAGCUCCCAAUUUCUCAGCUCCACUUCCUUAAUGCGGAGCAUCAGCUGGAGUUCCUCAGCUGACAUCCCCCACCGCAGGACUGGGAGGAGCUAUAGAAGUGGUUAGAGGAGAACUAGUGGAAGAAGUAGGUACAGGACCUAGUGGCUCCACAUCAGCUAUGCCUGCCCCAUUCACAACUGCCACAUCCGCCAACAGUCCCCUCUCACCCAAUGCCUCAGCUACAAGCCGCCGCAGUUCUUCCUGCCUCACAACCAGUGGUGUUUGCACAUUAAAAAGGUUGGCAAUAAGCAUCAAAUCUAUCUUCUUGCACUUACAACUGCAAAAGCCUUGCCAUUUGCGUUUACAUAUACAGGUAUAUAUAUACAUAUAUAUAUAUAUGUAUAUGUAUCCAGGAUCUCCUCUGUGACUUUGUUAACUUUGGCUAGCACUGUCCCUGGCCUCCUCUGUAUCCUAAGUUAGUUUUGUUUGAAGUGUUAACUCAGCUGUGUGGGAUUUGGCGUUCCCUCCUCACAGGGUUGACAGCAUCAGCUAAGAGCUUAUCAACUUUUAUCUGGGGGAACGAUGGCAACAGGCUUCCCCUCUGUGAGCAGCAGACAGGAGAAUUUAAGGACAAGGGAGGUGUUAAAAA